This is a messenger RNA of Momordica charantia (bitter melon), 3540 nucleotides long. RefSeq names its product PAP/OAS1 substrate-binding domain superfamily. The record is from RefSeq and is a predicted model, not a curated record. NCBI's taxonomy places the organism in Eukaryota, Viridiplantae, Streptophyta, Magnoliopsida, Cucurbitales, Cucurbitaceae.
UUUUUUUUUAAUUUUAAUUUUUAUAAAUCUUAAAAAUUGAUUUUCACGAUUUACUGUUAUAAACUUCUUAAUCACUUCGGAUCCGCCCCCAUCAUCACCUGCUUCAGAGACUCUCCUCUUUUGCAAAAAUCGUCGGUUUCAUCCAUCGUUCCGGUCGCCGUUCAUCGGACGUUUUUCUUCUCUCCUCGGUGCGAAUCGGUUUCCUCCAGGAUCAAAAUUUUCCAGUACAGAUCACGAACCAUCACUCGGAAAGUUGAUUUUCUCGGUGUUAAUUCUCCAACACCGCAAUGGUUGCACCAUCGAUUUGCGCAGCGGCGGCCUGUACAACCGUCGCCCGUCGUUGGCCGUGAGGAAUUCAGGUUUCGUAUCAUCGCCGUAGCUUCAGUUUUUUCAUGGGCGAUCUCCGGUCUUGGUCGCUUGAACAAAACGGCGCCGUAGCAGAAGAGAAGCCGUCGUCAUCCUCAUCCGCCUCAUCAUUUUCAUCGUUUCUUCCCUCGAAUCCGACAGAAAUAGGUGCCGAUUACUGGCCGCGAGCCGAGGAAGCGACGCAGGCUAUAAUCUCCCAGGUUCAGCCUACAGUCGUAUCGGAAAGGAGGCGCAAAGAGGUUAUAGAUUACGUGCAGAGACUCAUUAGAGGUCGUCUUGGAUGCGAGGUUUUCCCAUUUGGGUCAGUGCCACUAAAGACCUAUUUGCCUGAUGGAGAUAUUGAUUUGACUGCCCUCGGUGGUACAAAUGUGGAGGAAGCUUUGGCCAAUGACGUAUGUUCGGUCCUAAAUAGUGAAGAUCAGAAUGGGGCAGCCGAGUUUGUUGUAAAGGAUGUGCAAUUAAUUCGAGCUGAGGUUAAGCUUGUAAAGUGCCUUGUACAGAAUAUAGUUGUUGAUAUUUCCUUCAAUCAAUUGGGAGGACUUUGCACGUUGUGCUUCCUUGAGCAGAUUGAUCGUCUUAUUGGCAAAGAUCAUCUUUUUAAGCGCAGCAUUAUACUGAUUAAAGCUUGGUGCUAUUAUGAGAGCCGCAUACUUGGCGCGCAUCAUGGCUUGAUAUCAACAUAUGCUUUGGAGACUUUGGUUCUAUAUAUUUUUCAUCUCUUCCACUCUGCCUUAAAUGGUCCUUUAGAGGUGCUGUAUAAAUUUCUGGACUACUUUAGCAAAUUUGAUUGGGAUAAUUACUGCAUAAGCUUGAAUGGUCCAGUCCGUAUAUCCUCACUGCCAGAGCUUGUUGCUGAGACACCUGAAAAUGGUGGGGGUGAUUUGUUGCUUACCACUGAUUUUCUUAAGAGCUGUUUAGAAAUGUUCUCAGUUCCUGCGAGGGGGUACGAGGCAAACUCAAGGGCAUUUCCCAUAAAGCAUCUCAAUAUCGUUGAUCCGCUAAAAGAAAAUAACAACCUUGGUCGUAGUGUAAGCAAAGGAAACUUCUAUAGGAUUAGAAGCGCUUUCAGUUAUGGUGCUCGGAAGCUAGGGUCCAUCCUUUCCCAUCCCGAAGAAAAUGUAGUGGAUGAAGUGCGCAAGUUCUUUUCUAAUACAUUGGAUAGGCACGGAGGGGGGCAGCGGCCUGAUGUCCAAGACCCUGUUCCGGUGUCUGGAGGCUAUGAAUCUUGUGCAGCUUUACUAGUAUCUGGAACAGAGACACAAGAAGAAGCAGAUAGUCGUGUUUCAGGCCCUGUAUGUGCUAGUGGCCCUACUGGAGAGUGUAACUUGAGUCAGGAGGGAUUGAUGCAUGGGGGAAAUGUUAAUAACAAGGUAUCAGGUAUUUAUGACCAUGUUGGCGGAAUCACGAAUGAAUCAUCUCAAGGAAGAUCUUUCCAAGUGGAACCAUUAUCAGUUCCUUCAGGCAUUGAUGGUCUUACAAAUGCCAUUGGUGUUUCAGAUUAUCGUCUCUCUGGGGAUGCAAAUGAUCUUGCUAGCCCGAGAAUUGAAGGUCUUACUAUUUCACAUGAUGCACAUAAAUCCUCCCCUUCAAGUUUUGAGGAGGGCGUGUCACCAUUAGGUCAUCAAGCACAUCAUGCUCAUGUUUAUUUCUCUAGACCGGUCUUGGAGAAUGGGGAACUAAAAGAUGGAAAUACAAAUAAAUGCACACCAAAGAAUUCUGAUCUGAUAGAGAAGUCAUCUUACCAGAAUCUGCCAUCACCUACUGAAGCAACAGGGUUGACCGCACAAGGUAAGCAGGACGAGAACCACAUGAUUAAUAAUGAUGAAGUGAUGAACCAAUCCGAAACAAAACAAUGUUCUCCACCUUCAAGUUCGGUUUCUUUAUCAUCUGAAGACUUCUUUCCUGGUUCUCGUGGUUAUGGGUUUCUGACUAGCAAUGUUGGACCUCCAGAAGCUUUCAAUGCUUUGUCAGACCUUAAUGGUGAUUAUGAGAGUCAUUUAAACAGUUUGCAAAUUGGCCGGUGGUGCUACGACUAUGCCUUCAAUGCAGCGCUUUCGCCCAUGCCUCCACCAUUGCCUUCGCAGUAUCCAAGCAAGAAUCCAUGGGAUAUAAUACGGCGCUCGGUGCAGGUCAAGCAGAAUGCCUUUGCUCAGAUAAACAGUAAUGGGCUCCUUGCAAGACCAGCAUUCUAUCCCAUUCGAUCACCUAUAUUACCGGGGGGUGCAACGUUGGGUAUGGAUGAGAUGCCAAAGCCACGAGGAACAGGGACAUACUUUCCCAACAUGAACCAUUACAGGGACAGACCACUCUCAGCAAGGGGAAGGAACCAAGUACCGGUACGGUCACCGCGCAACAAUGGCCGAUCAACGACCCCCUUGGAAGCAACUGCGCCUGAGAAAAGUGGUCAAGACUUGUACCAAGUACCAACUGUUAAUCAUGGUGGUGGCAUGUUAACUUCCUCUGGCUCUCCUGUAAGGAAAGCUCACCAUAAUGGAAAUGGUGCAAUGCCUCGGCCUGAUAGAGCUGUAGAAUUUGGGUCAUUUGGGCAUCUUCAAUUAGAGCCACCCGCACCCGUAGAUUGCAGCCGGGAACCAAAUCCCGUAUCUGCAGUUUUUCAAAACUCGGCAGCGUUGAAUGUUUCGAGUCCCAAGAUGCAGAAAGCCAAACACCCAUUGGUUACAGACCAAGAUAGGCUCUCUGUGCAUAUGCAAUCAUACGAGUUGAAAGACGAAGAGGACUUCCCACCCUUAUCGAACUGACUCGAGUCGGAAAAAGGGAGUUUUAAUUUAUUUGGUUAGUGAGUAUGGAACUGAGUAGGAAGAAACUGUAGUUGCUAACAAACUGGACUAAGCGUGACUCUCUUCCACAACGGUUUGCGAUCCUCCCCAUCUCUGCAAUUAGAUGUUCUGUUCCAUUUGUAGCUCAAAAAAAGCAUUUUGUAAAUUCUACCAAUUUUAUUUUGCUUUUCUCCCCAAUAGUCGUGUUUUACACCAAAAAAGAGCCUUUUUUCCCCAUAUUUAAAACUAGGAUGUUUGUAACAAUGGUUGCUUUUCCUUUUUUCCUUUUUUUUUUGCCCUCUUCUUUUUCUCCUUGUAGGUAAAACAUACGAGCACAGAAUAUAUUGUUGCCUAUGUUUGUUGUAAUUUAAAUGAAAAAUGCUUCUUUUUGGAGCCA